This is a messenger RNA of Amoebophrya sp. A120, 2506 nucleotides long. Lineage: Eukaryota; Dinophyceae; Syndiniales; Amoebophryaceae. The record is from the annotation of a GenBank genome assembly.
GUAACUUUCAAGCGCAAGAAGAAGGGUUUCGCUUCUGCUUUACAGACUUGGAGUGAGCUCUGAUGUGAAAGUGUAGAAGAUGAUGAACGAGUGAGUACAACAAGUACAACGAACUGCUCAGAGUUCUGGUGCACCAUGUUGGACAUGUGAGUGCGAAUUACUUAAUUACGAGCGUGUGAAAUAAAAAACAACAAGAACAACAUGCUUAUUUGCGCAAAGCACCUUCUUGUCUUUGCGUACUAAACAAGACUAGUCGCUGAGCGCUUAAAUAAAAUUAGAAAGUAGAGCUUAUUUGUCAUUCGAGACGUACACCACAAAAAUGGCUCCUUCCUAUUCCGACGGCCCUCGUAUCGAGGAGAUCGACAGCGAUGAGGAACACGACGCAAAGCAGCUGGAUACCCGCAAUAGCUAUCAGAAAGCCAACGAUCUUCCGGCGAAGGAGACGGACACUAGACCUUGGGAGGAAUUACCCUUCACGGAACAGGUCGAAAAGCUCCGAGAAUUCGCCUGGAAGGUCCAGUCCCGCCACCACAAGCCCGGUAUCAAAAUGAGAAAUCCCCUCUCCCCAUAUCAAAAUGAAGUUUCUGAUGCUGGAUUUGCGUACGCAAAUCAGGUUUGUGUUGCUGGAGAGGGCUGCAGGCCCCUAUCGAGUCUGAGGAGAGAGGUUUUGCCUAGGCGCUUAGCAUGAAAAACUUCCGCACUGUAGGCCCAACAGCAUGACAAACCGCCUGCAUAAUGCGGCGGAGCCUGCGGAGUUGCCUUCUUGCAAGACAGACGCUAAUUGUGGCCACAAAUCAGCAACACAAAUUUCGAAAACGCACCUCGUCAAUAUGGGGAGGGGGGAUUUUUCCUCACGAUAGCCGGGUGUGUUCUACCGGAAGAUUUCAAGAAGCAGGCGUUUCGGGAAACGGGAAAGGUGGUGAGUUACUGCUUGGACUGUCUGAAGUACGUAUCAAAUGCAAAUAUGUUUGGGUCUGGAAGGUCACAACUUGUGAUGCUGUCUGUGGAUUCUAAAAAGAUUUGUAUUGCAUGACCAGCAAGAGGGGUCGGGUUUGUCCUACGUGGAGAGGGCAUUUCUCAUGCGGUAGAGGUAUCACAAAGCCCUCUAAAAGUCUGUGAUGCUACGGCAUGCAUCACAGACAUCAUGGCUCAUGCAAGAUAUGCGUGACAAAUCUAGAAAUCUUCCAGACCCAGACACCUUUGCAGUUGAUAGUACGUCGGGGAAGCCGAUUUUAAAGAGCGAGCCCCGGGCAUGCGGAAGCGGAUGCAGGAGAUUUUGACGGAAAUCGAACGGUUGGAACAGGAAUCGAAGGACCACCGGGCGACGUUGGCGUUCAAGCCGGACGCGGAAAGUGGGAGUUACAGCAUUCAGUCGAAAGCGAGUUGCAGCGGGAACAAGGGGGAUGGUCGGGCUCCUGGGGGAAAAGACGAGAAACUUUUGGGGGAUGAUGGUAUAAUGUCACGCGCACAAGCUGUCACUUUUGCUUUUCUUGCUCGGAUGCGCCAUUAUAUUCGAGGACGCGUCUAGGUGUAGGUGUUAUUGUUAUUCACGAUGAAUUAUACUACGUGAUUAUGGUGUCAUGAUUUCGUCUCAGGAAUGAACUGUAUUGGAAUUUCCCACCACAGAAACUGCAGCAGGAGCAUCCACUUCAUCCUCCUCUUCCACCGGACCGUCGACAAAAAUGCCGGCAGAACUUGCGGAAUCCAAGAAAUGCAACGGCAUCACCGCGACCGGAGUGAAACAGUACUUGAAGGGGAAUGUGCUCAAACUCCCAAAACUCGGCCUCGGGGACACGGACAUGGGGAGUGUGCUGGAGGUUUGCAAAGGUGAGAGGACAGUAGAGUUGCAAAACGAUGUUCGAGGGGAAUGUAAUUGUUUGCAAGAAAGAACAAGACGCAUAACAUACUCUUUUCCAUGCCUACUUUUAUCGAACAUCCACCUGUCUUUGAAAAUCGAAAACGAAAAUAAAAAAAUCACAGACUCGUCUUACAUCCAGACCCUGGACCUUUCCCACAACGAAAUCGCGGACGCGGGGAUGCAGCAGUUGGUGGCCUUCCUCGCGAGUCCGGAUAAUUUACCCUCUUUAAAGACCGUGCGGAUUGACGGCAAUGCGGAGAUGACGGAAUUGGGGAGGUGCAUGGUGACCGGGUUACGGAUGCUACGGAAGAAGGUCGAAUUUGUCGCGACCGAGGAGGAGGCAGCGAAGUUUUGUGCUGCGGUGGCUUGUGCGGUAGAGGAACCGGGGGAAGGGAAAUCAACUGCGAAUUCUGCUGGCGCGGGCGUUGAAAAUAAGUCGGCGUCUGAUCACAGUGAAGACAGGAGUGGUGUGGAUGAGGAGCAGGGUAGGAAAGCAAGUGCAGAAAAAUCUGUGGAAAAGGAAGUCGAAGUAGUUGAAAAACCAGUAGAAUCGAAGGACGAACUCGACGAUUUGGAUUGAUCAAAAUCGAAUCCACAUCAGCAUUGCCAUUAGGCUGAUAGCGAAGAUACAUCAGGGAGAGUUCAGAU